This is a messenger RNA of Aspergillus chevalieri, 2079 nucleotides long. RefSeq names its product tRNA modification protein MTO1 (gene MTO1). Bases 1 to 2079 code for a protein of 692 amino acids. The transcript is spliced from 2 exons. Gene Ontology annotation, molecular function: flavin adenine dinucleotide binding. Gene Ontology annotation, biological process: tRNA methylation; tRNA wobble uridine modification. NCBI's taxonomy places the organism in Eukaryota, Fungi, Ascomycota, Eurotiomycetes, Eurotiales, Aspergillaceae. The record is from RefSeq and is a predicted model, not a curated record. Gene Ontology annotation, cellular component: cytosol.
AUGAUUAUGGCUUUUCGAGCACGAUCAGUGGCUCUCUUUCGCUGGGGCCACGGUCCUCGCUCAAGGAUGCUAUGUAGAGGCCGUGGUUUGGCUACGGUCUCCGAGGGCGCGAGACCAUACGACGUCGUUGUUAUCGGAGGUGGCCACGCAGGCUCCGAAGCCUGCGCCGCUGCAGCCCGUUCCGGAGCUCGAACCGCACUCGUCACGCCCUCGCUCUCGAACAUCGGCGUCUGCUCGUGCAAUCCUAGUUUCGGAGGAAUUGGAAAGGGCACAAUGAUACGAGAAGUCGACGCAAUGGAUGGAGUUGCCGGCCGGGUCAUCGACAAAGCGGGUAUUAUGUUUCGGAUGCUGAAUAGGAAACAAGGCCCUGCGGUUUGGGGUCCCCGCGCGCAGAUCGAUCGUGAUUUGUACAAAAGGUAUAUGCAGGAGGAGCUUCUUGGGAUGGAGGGAUUGAGCGUUGUGGAGGGGAAGGUGGCAGAUAUCGUGGUUUCUAAGGAGGGAAUGGAGGAUGCUCCCGGGGCGCAGGGCAAGAUUGUCGGGGUUAGGUUGGAGUCUGGGGAGGUCAUUCCUACUGGGAGGGUUGUUAUUACGACUGGGACUUUCCUCGGUGGGGAGAUUCAUAUUGGGCUUGAUGUUUUCCCGUCAGGGCGUAUGGGAGAAGCUGCGACGUUUGGAUUAAGCAAGUCUCUUUGUGAGGCUGGCUUCCAAUUAGGACGAUUAAAGACAGGAACUCCGCCACGAUUGGACUCGAAGACGAUCGACUAUGCACCUCUGGAGGUCCAGAAAGCCGAUUCGCCGCCGCAGCCGUUUUCUUAUCUGAAUAAAACUGUGCAGGUUGGUGACGAAGGUCAGCUCACAUGUUGGAUCACCUACACCAACGAAGCUGCCCACGAUAUCAUCCGCGCCAACCUGGACAAGUCCGUCCACAUUCGUGAAACAGUCAGAGGACCUCGGUACUGUCCAUCCCUAGAAUCGAAAAUCAUUCGGUUCCACGACAAGAAGCGGCAUUUGAUUUGGCUGGAACCGGAAGGGUUCGCGCCUAAUGAUGUUAUCUAUCCGAACGGUAUUUCGAUGACUGUUCCCGCAGAUGCGCAGUACAAGAUGCUCCGGAAGGUUCGUGGCUUGGAGAAUGUGACCAUGCUCCAACCAGGUUACGGAGUUGAAUACGACUACAUCGAUCCCCGCAAUCUCAAGCCAACGCUCGAAACGAAACUGAUUAGCGGUCUCUACCUUGCCGGACAAAUCAACGGUACAACAGGCUACGAAGAAGCAGCCGGACAAGGUAUCAUCGCCGGAAGCAACGCCGGUCUAGACGCCCAAGGCCGAGCACCACUCACUCUAGGCCGCUCCGACGGCUUCAUCGGCAUCAUGAUCGAUGAUCUCAUCACCAAGGGCGUAUCCGAACCCUACCGCAUGUUCACCACCCGAAGCGAAUACCGCAUCUCCAGCCGCGCAGACAACGCCGAUCUCCGUCUAACCCGCAAGGCCCGCGACGCCGGCAUCGUCACAGACAAGCGCUGGCGCCAUUUCAGCGACACAGAAGGCCAAAUCGGUGAACUCAUGGACCUGCUCGGGAACACGCGCCUUACGUCCAACGCCUGGUCCCGCAAGGGUUUCGGCGUGCGCGCUGAUACGUCCACCCGCUCCGCACUUGACAUCCUUGCCCUGCCGAACAUCGAAGUCGACUCCCUCAUCCCCCAUAUCACCUCGGCCUCCGGAACCGCAUAUACAGCCUCAUCCUUCGCUCCUGAAAUCCGCGACCGCGUCGGCAUCGAAGGCCGCUACGCACCAUACGUCAAACGCCAGGAAACAAUGGCAAGAAAAUACCAACAUGACGAGAAUCUAACCCUCCCGACUAAUCUCGAUUACUCGAAGAUCCGGGGUAUCAGCACCGAGGAACGCCAUGCGCUGGAGCGCGUGCGGCCUGUUAACAUCGGCAUGGCGAGACGGAUUGAAGGCGUUACGCCGGCUGGUGCGUUGCAGUUGGUCUUUCAUUUGAAGAAAUUCGGAGGGAAGAAGGGGCUCGCGGAGAGGGAUGCUGAGGGUGUGACGGAGGAGGUUUUGGGGGCUGCUCCUUGA